CUGGUGCUGGGCUUGCUGAUCAAGUUGAAUCGAGCCUCAAAGUGGGUGCCGGGAUUGUCGGGUGUGUGCAUGCUCUUCGGUUCGCUUUUUGGCGUCCUUUUUUCCGCGCUCCCUACAAGGUAUCGUCAUGGAUGGCACGCCAGCGAUCUGCAGUUCCAUCCAGACCUGUUUUUCUACUUGCUGUUGCCACCGAUAAUAUUCGAGGCCGGUUUUUCGCUUGACCGCAGACUUUUCCGGUCCUGUCUCUUCGAAAUUCUGCUUUUUGCUGUGGGCGGGACAGUUAUCACGGCAUUUCUCGUGUCGAAGGGACUCUUUUAUUAUGGCUAGAAGUUGAAAGCAGCGUGAUCUGUACAUCGGCAUCUUUCAAGCGAGAAUUUGCAUAAACAAAAAAUAUGAUGCUACUUUGGAGGACGAGUGAACAAAGAAACACGCGAAAAUACAAGAUGGCUUGAAAGUGGAUUGCAGUGUUUACUCGUUGGUCUUCUAAUGUUGCCUCCGUGCGCAUCCGAGUUUGAAUAAUACGCUGGUGUGUGACCUGUUCGGCGCUCUGAUCGCGGCAACCGAUCCGGUGGCGACGAUAGCACUGCUCAACCGUUUCGAGAGGAAAUUUCCAGCGAGUCUUCGCAGUCUCAUUUUCGGCGAGGCUAUUCUUAACGAUGCAGUUGCAAUUGUUCUCUUUGACAGUGUUGCAACACGCCUUCUAGCUGCUCAAAGCGCUGCGCGAAGGGAUACGCAGAGCGAUGUUGAAAUGAAUGCAGUGGCAGCGUAUCAGGCGCACGGAAGCAGACAACUACAGACGAGCGUGGCUGAGAUCGCUUUAACGUCUCCGAAGCAUCAGGACCAGGCACUCGCGGAACCUGCAG
Molecule: messenger RNA, 863 nt
Organism: Amoebophrya sp. A25
Lineage: Eukaryota; Dinophyceae; Syndiniales; Amoebophryaceae
Source: the annotation of a GenBank genome assembly